This is a messenger RNA of Orycteropus afer afer, 13307 nucleotides long. NCBI's taxonomy places the organism in Eukaryota, Metazoa, Chordata, Mammalia, Tubulidentata, Orycteropodidae. The record is from RefSeq and is a predicted model, not a curated record.
UGAAGCUUUACUCUAAGAAGAUUUGAUCCAUCUAUUUCAUGAGUUCAGAUUAUAAAGACUAAAUGUUACAGAAGUGUUGAAAUACUGUUUGGUCAUGAGCACUAACAGUAACUCAUUGGCACGUGAAUUUCUGACUGAUGUCAACCGGCUUUGCAAUGCAGUGGUCCAGAGGGUGGAGGCCAGAGAGGAGGAAGAGGAAGAGACACACAUGGCAACCCUUGGGCAGUACCUUAUUCAUGGUCGAGGAUUUCUAUUACUUACCAAGCUAAAUUCUAUCAUUGAUCAGGCAUUAACAUGUAGAGAAGAACUCCUUACUCUUCUUCUGUCACUCCUUCCACUGGUAUGGAAGAUCCCUGUUCAAGAAAAGGAAACAGAUUUUAAUCUACCACUCUCAGUUGAUAUACUCCCAAUCAAAGAAAAGAACUCAAGUUCCCAAAAAUCUAUUCAGGACAAAUUAUACUUGGAAGGAAGUACUCCAUCUGAUCAGGUUUCUGCAAAAGUAAACAUCUUUCAAAAAAGUAAACGACAGCGUAAAAUUACCCAUCGCUAUUCUGUAAGAGAUGCAAGAAAGACACAGCUCUCCACUUCAGAUUCAGAAGCUAAUUCAGACGAAAAAAGUAUAGCAAUGAAUAAGCAACGGAGGCCCCAUCUGCCACAGCAUUUUGUAGCACAUUCUCCUAAAGAAGACCACCUUACAGCUAAAGUUGACCAGUUAGCAACCAAAGAAGAACAGACUCCUCCUGAUACCAUGGCUCUAGAAAAUUACAGAGAAGUUAUUCCAAGACAGGAGUCAAACACUGACAUUUUAAGUGAGCCAGCUGCCUUGUGUAUUAUCAGUAACAAGAACAAUUCUCCAUUUGACUUAUGCCAUGUUUUAUUAUCUUUAUUAGAGAAAGUUUGUAAAUUUGACAUAAUUUUGAAUCAUAAUUCUGCACUAGCAGCCAGUGUAGUGCCCACAUUGACUGAAUUCCUAGCAGGCUUCGGGGACUGUUAUAAUCUAAGCAACAAUUUAGAGAAUCAAGUGGUUUCUGCAGGUUGGACUGAAGAACCAGUGGCUUUGAUUCAACGGAUGCUGUUUCGAACAGUGCUUCAUCUUAUGUCAGUAGAUAUUAGUAUUGCAGAGAUGAUGCCAGAAAGUCUUAGAAAAAAUUUAACUGAAUUACUUAGGGCAGGUUUAAAAAUUAGAACUUGCCUGGAAAAACAGCCUGAUCCUUUUGCACCAAGACAAAAGAAGACACUACAGGAGGUUCAGGAAGAUUUUGUGUUUUCAAAGUAUCGUCAUAGAGCCCUUCUGUUGCCUGAGCUUCUGGACGGAGUUCUACAGAUUUUGAUUUGUUGUCUUCAAAGUGCAGCUUCAAAUCCCUUCUACUUCAGUCAAGCCAUGGAUUUGGUUCAAGAAUUCAUUCAACAUUAUGGAUUUAAUUUAUUUGAAACAGCAGUUCUUCAAAUGGAAUCACUGGUUUUAAGAGAUGGAGUCCCUCCUGAGGCCUCAGAACACUUGGAAGCCUUAAUAAAUGAUGUGAUGAAAAUAAUAAGCACUGUCAAAAAAGUGAAAUCAGAGCAACUUCAUCAUUCAGUGUGUACAAGAAAAAGGCACAGACGCUGUGAAUACUCUCACCUCAUGCAUCACCACAGAGAUCUUUCAGGUCUUCUGGUUUCAGCUUUUAAAAACCAGGUUUUGAAAAACUCACUUGAACAGACUAAAGAUGGAGAUAUUUAUUAUCCUGAGCGAUGCUGUUGUAUUGCAGUGUGUGCUCAUCAGUGCUUACGCUUACUGCAACAGGUGUCCUUAACUAGUACUUGUGUCCAGAUUCUAUCAGGUAUUCAUAGUGUUGGAAUAUGCUGUUGUAUGGAUCCCAAAUCUGUUAUCAUUCCUUUGCUCCAUGCUUUUAAAUUGCCAGCACUGAAAAAUUUUCAGCAGCAUAUACUAAAUAUUCUUAACAAACUUAUUUUGGAUCAGUUAGGAGGAGCAGAGAUAACACAAAAAAUUAAGAAAGCAGCUUGCAAUAUUUGUACGGUUGACUCUGAUCAUCUGGCCAAGUUAGAAGAGACAUUAGAGGGAAACGCAUGUGAUGCUGAACCUUUAUCAAGUUUUUCCAGUCCUUCUUACAAAUUCCAAGGGAUCGUGCCCAGCAGUGGGUCUGAAGAUUUGUUGUGGAAAUGGGAUGCUUUAGUGGCUUAUCAGAACUUUGUUUUUGAAGAAGACAGAUUGCAUAGCCUACAGAUUGCAAAUCACAUUUGCAAUUUAAUCCAGAAAGGCAAUGUAGUUGUACAGUGGAAAUUGUAUACUUACUUAUUUAAUCCCAUGCUCCAAAGAGCAGUUGAAUUAGCCCAUCACUGUCAACGCCUAAGCAAUACGUCAGCUCGAACUCAAGUAUGUAGCCAUCACAGCCAAUGUUUGCCUCAGGAGGUACUUCACAUUUACUUAAAAGCUCUGCCUACCCUGCUUAAAUCCAGAGUAAUAAGAGAUUUGUUUUUAAAUUGUAAUGGAGUAAAUCAAAUAAUUGAAUUAAAUUACUUAGAUGGUAUUCGAAGUCUUUCCCUAAAAGCAUUUGAAACUCUGAUAAUCAGCCUAGGGGAACUACAGAAGGAUGUUUCAAUUCCAAAUACUGAUGGGCUAGACAGUGAACAGAAAGAGUUGUCAUCUUUAAAUGUAGGCACUUCUUUUCAUAACCAGCAAGUUUAUUCGGAUUCUCCUCAGAGUCUCAGCAAAUUUUAUACUGGGCUCAAAGAUGCUUGCCUAAAGAAGUGGAAAACUGUGAAUCAGGAUGUUCAUAUCAACAUAAUAAACCUAUUUCUCUGUGUGGCAUUUUUAUGUGUGAGUAAAGAAGCAGAAUCUGAUAGGGAUUCUGCCAAUGACUCAGAAGAUACUUCUGAAUAUGAUAGCACAGCAGGUGAGCCUUUGAGUCAUAUGCUGCCAUCGUUAUCUCUUGAGAACCUGGCCUUGCCUUCGCUUGAACAUAUGCACCAAGCAGCGGACAUUUGGUCAGUGUGCUGCAGGAUCUACAUGUUGAGUUCAGUCUUUCAGAAGCAGUUUUAUAGGCUGGGUGGCUUCCAAUUGUGCCAUAAAUUAAUAUUUAUGAUAAUACAGAAACUAUUCAGAAGUCAUGAAGAUGGGCAAGAAAAAAGGCAGGAAAGUAUAAAUGUAAAUGAAAGCCAAGAUUUAAGCAGAAUUUCUCAAUCUGAGAUAGCUAUGAAGGAAGAUUUAUUAUCUUCAACUUCAUCAGAACUGAGUAGUCUUAAAAAGAGUACUGAUGGUUUAGGUAAAUUAGAGUCACAGCAUAUUUCUCCCACAAAUACGGAACAAAUUCUAGCCACUGAAGCUACUCCCGAGGAAGCAAAACUAUUUAUGAGUCAAGAAAGUGAGACCUCACUUCAGAUCAUACGACUUUUGGAAGCCUUUUUGGUCAUUUGUCUUCAUAGUGCCAGGACUAGUCAACAAAAAAUGGAAUUCGAGUUACCAAAUCAGAACUUGUCUGUGGAAAAUAUAUUACUUGAAAUGAGGGACCAUCUUUCCCAGUCAAAGGUGAUUGAAACAGAAUUAGCAAAGCCUUUAUUUGAUGCCUUGCUUCAAGUUGCCCUGGGGAAUCACUCAGCAGAUUUUGAACAUAAUGAUGCUAUGACUGAGAAGAACCACCAGUCUGAAGAAGAAUUGUCAUCCCAGCCUGGCUAUUUUUCAGAAGAAGCUGAGAACUCUCAGGGCUAUAGUUUAAAACUUUUGAUUGAAGAAGAAGGUUAUGAAGCAGACAGUGAAAGCAAUCCUGAGGAUAACGAAAGUUGUGAUGAUGGAGUAGAUGUAAAGGCUGAGGUAGAAGGUUUCAGUGCAUCAAGCUGUCCAGCUUACUUCUUUGGAAACCUCACACAAGGGGAAAUAAUAUAUCCUGAGAUUUGUAUGCUAGAAUUAAAUUUACUUUCUUCUAGUAAAGUCAAACUUGAUGUGAUUGCCCAUGUCUUUGAGAGUUUUUUGAAAAUCAUCAGACAGAAAGAAAAGAAUAUUUAUCUGCUAAUACAACAGGGAAUUGUAAAAAAUCUGUUAGGAGGGUUCUUAAAUAUUUUAACUCAGGAUGAUUCUGAUUUCCAAGCAUGCCAGAGAAUAUUGGUGGAUCUUUUGGUUUCUCUGAUAAGUUCAAGAACAUGUUCGGAAGACCUAACCCUUCUUUUGAGGAUAUUUCUGGAGAAAUCUCCUUGUACAGAAAUUCUUCUUCUGGGUAUUCUGAAAAUUGUUGAAACUGAUAUUUCUAUGAGCCCUUCACAGUAUCUAACCUUCCCUUUACUGCAUACCCCACAUGUAAGCAAUGGUGUGUCAUCACAAAAGUGUCCUGGGAUUCUGAACAGUAAGGCCAUGGGAUUAUUGAGAAGAGCACGAGUUUCACGGAGCAAGAAAAAGCCUGACAGUGAAAACUUCCCCUACCAGUUGCUUUCCUCUUGGCAUGUAGCCCCAAUCCACUUGCCAUUGCUGGGGCAAAACUGUUGGCCACACUUGGCAGAGGGCUUUAGUGUGUCUCUGUGGUUUAAUGUGGAGUGUACCGAUGAGACUGAGAGUCACAUAGAAAAAGGAAAGAAGAUAAAGAAAAGAAACAAAUCAAUAAUUAUAUGGGAUAGCAGUUUUGAUGGAACAGAGAGCAACAGACCAGAGGGAGCAGAGUAUGCAAAUCCUGGUGGAAAACUCAUAGAAGAAGGAUCUGUUCAUAUGCUUUCAUUGGGAUCCAAAGCAUUGAUGAUCCAAGUGUGGGCUGAUCCCCACAGUGGCACUUUCAUCUUUCGUGUGUGCAUGGAUUCAAAUGAUGAUAUGAAGGUUGUUUUACUAGCACAAGUGGAAUCACAGGAGAAUAUUUUCCUUCCGAGCAAAUGGCAACAUUUAGUACUCACCUACUUACAGCAGCCCCAAGGGAAAAAGAGUAUCCGUGGGAAACUCUCCAUAUGGGUUUCUGGACAGAGGAAGCCUGAUGUUACAUUGGAUUAUAUGCUUCCAAGAAAAACAAGUUUGUCAUCUGAUAGUAAUAAAACAUUCUGCAUGAUCGGCCAUUGUUUAUCAUCCCAACAAGAAUGUUUGCAAUUGGCUGGAAAAUGGGACCUGGGAAAUUUGCUACUUUUCAAUGGAGCUAAGAUUGGUUCACAGGAGGCCUUUUAUCUAUAUGCUUGUGGACCCAACUAUACAUCUAUAAUGCCAUGUAAAUAUGGCAAGCCAGUGAUUGAUUACUCUAAAUAUAUUAGUAAAGAAAUUUUGCAAUGUGAACAAAUCAGAGAACUUUUUAUGACCAAGAAGGAUGUGGACAUCGGUCUCUUAAUCGAAAGUCUUUCAAUAGUUUAUACCACUUACCAUCCUGCUCAGUAUACCAUCUAUGAGCCAGUUAUCAGACUUAAAGGUCAAAUGAAAUCCCAACUCUCUCAAAGACCAUUCAGCUCAAAAGAAGUUCAGAGCACCUCAUUGGAACUUCAUCAUCUAAAGCAUCUAUGGCCUACUGAGUGUAAAACGGUUCAAGGCGUGCUGCAUGAGAUUGGUGGGACUGGAAUAUUUGUCUUUCUUUUUGCUAGGGUUGUUGAGCUCAGCAGCUGUGAAGAAACUCAAGCAUUAGCACUACGAGUUAUCCUCUCAUUAACUAAAUACAACCAACAAAGAAUACAUGAAUUAGAAAAUUGUAAUGGCCUUUCCAUGGUUCACCAGGUGUUGAUCAAACAAAAAUGCAUUGUUGGCUUUCACAUUUUGAAGACCCUUCUUGAAGGUUGCUGUGGUGAAGAUAUUAUUCAUGUCAAUGAGAAUGGAGAGUUUAAGUUGACUGUAGAGUCUAAUGCUAUAAUCCAAGAUGUUAAACUAUUAGAGGAGCUAUUGUUUGACUGGAAGAUAUGGAGUAAAGCAGAGCAAGGUGUUUGGGAAACUCUGCUAGCAGCUCUAGAAAUGCUCAUCAGAGCAGAUCACCACCAGCAGAUGUUUAAUGUUAAGCAGUUACUGAGAGCUCAAGUGGUUCAUCACUUUCUGCUGACUUGUCAGGUUUUGCAGGAACACAAAGAGGGGCAGUUUAUAUCCAUGCCCCGAGAGGUUUGUAGAUCAUUUGUGAAAAUUAUAGCGGAAGUCCUUGGAUCUCCCCCAGAUUUGGAAUUAUUGACAAUUAUCUUCAAUUUCCUUUUAGCAGUUCACCCUCCUACUAAUACUUACGUUUGUCACAAUCCCACAAACUUCUACUUUUCUGUGCAUAUAGAUGGCAAGAUAUUUCAGGAGAAAGUCCAGUCAAUCAUGUACCUGAGGCAUUCCAGUAGUGGGGGGAAAUCCAUUGCUAGUCCUGGAUUUGUGGUAAUCAGUCCGUCUGGCUUUACUGCUUCACCUCCUGAAGGAAAUAAUUCCUCCAGCAUUAUUCCACAGCACAUGACCACUCACAUGCUGCGUUCUAGAAGUCUACCAGCAUUUCCUACUUCUUCAUCACUAAGGCAACCACAAAAACUGACCUCAAGUUUGGAUUGUAGUGUUGACAAGUUACAAAGUAUUGCAGAUAAAUAUGUUGCUACUCAACUAGAGAAAUGGAAUCCGCUGGGGAGUUCAGAGAUGUUGAAAGAAGUCAAAGAGGGUAUAUUCAUCAGUAGCUGUGAGUCUGCAAAAACUGUUUGUGAAAUGGAAGCUGUCCUUUCAAUCCAAGAGUCUGUCAAUGGAGUCCCAAAAGGAAAAUUGAGGUUUCCAGUGGUCAAAGUAGAUCAUAAAGAAGUGGGAGCAGAACCCAGAUCAGAGGAUGGCAGUCCUGGGGACGAGUUCUGCAUAUGCCGACCUGAUUUCCUAAAGGGACUUGCCUCAUUCCAGCAAAGCCAAAGCACUAUUGCAAGCCUAGGACUAGCUUUUCCCUCACAGAAUGGAUCUGCAGCUAUUGGUCAUUGGCCAAGUCUUGUUGAUAGGAACACUGAUGAUUGGGAAAACUUUGCCUUUUCUCUUGGUUAUGAGCAGAACUACAACCCAAGUGCAAGUACUCGCAGUGUAACUGAAGACUGUUUGGUACCUAUCUGCUGUGGAUUAUAUGACCUCUUAAGUGGAGUUCUUCUUAUUCUGCCUGAUAUUAUGCUUGCAGAUGUGAUGGACAAACUUAUUCAAGCUGAUACACUCUUAGUCCUUGUUAACCACCCGUCACCUGCUAUACAACAAGGAGUUAUUAAACUAUUAGAUGCAUAUUUUAAUAGAGCAUCUAAGGAACAGAAAGAUAAAUUUCUGAAGAAUCGAGGCUUUUCCUUGUUAGCCAACCAGCUGUAUCUUCAUCGGGGAACUCAAGAAUUACUAGAAUCCUUCAUUGAAAUGUUCUUUGGUCGAAGUAUUGGCUUUGAUGAAGAAUUUGAUCUGGAAGAUGUGAAAAAUAUGGGACUUUUUCAGAAGUGGUCUAUCAUUCCGAUUCUAGGACUAAUAGAGACUUCUCUAUAUGACAACAUACUCUUGCAUAAUGCCCUUUUACUUCUUCUCCAAAUUUUAAAUUCUUGUUCUAAGGUAGCAGAUCUGUUGUUGGAUAAUGGACUACUAUAUGUGUUAUGCAAUACAGUAGCAGCCCUGAAUGGAUUAGAAAAGAACGUUCCUUUGAAUGAAUACAAAUUGCUUGCUUGUGAUAUACAGGAACUUUUCAAAGCAGUUACAAUUCAUGCUUGCAGUUCCUCGGGCUCACAAUAUUUUAGGGUCAUUGAAGACCUUAUUGUAUUGCUUGGAUACCUUCAAAACAGCAAAAACAAGACAACUCAAACUAUGGCUGUUGCACUACAGUUUAGAGUUCUACAGGCUGCUAUCGAGUUUAUAAGGACCACUGCAAAUCAGGACUCUGAAAACUUUAUGAAUUUAUUCCAGUUACCUUCUGCUCCACAUCAUGCACUAUUUCAAAAGCAGAAAGGCAUUGCUGGUCCUCGAAAGUUUCCUCUUGCUCAAACUGAGUCUCUUCUGAUAAAAAUGCGUUCAGUGGCAAGUGAUGAGCUUCAUAUAUUGAUGCAACGGAGAAUGAGCCAAGAGAACCCUAUCCGGGCAACUGAAAUAGAGCUGGCCCAGCGACUGCAGAAGCUCAUUGUUUUAGCAGUUAACAGGAUCAUUUAUCAAGACUUUAAUCAAGAUGUUAUUGACAUUUUGAGUACUCUGGAAAAUAUAACUCAAAGCAAGAACUCAAUUCCCCAGACUGAAAUUUCUGAGAAGAAUAUUCAUCAUGAGAAGCCUUCUGUUUUCAAUCCAUUUCAGAAAGAAAUGUUCACCUAUUUGGUAGAAGGAUUCAAAGUAUCUAAUAAUUCAAAUAAAGCCAGUGAGUGUAAACAGCAGUGGACUAAAGUCCUGUGGUCUUGUAAGGAAACCUUCCGAACGCAGCUUGGGAGACUGCUAGUGCAUAUUUUGUCACCAAGCCAUCCUUCACAAGAGAGAAAGCAAAUUUUUGAAAUAGUUCGUGAACCAAAUUAUCAGGAAAUACUCCGAGACUGUCUCAGCCCAUCCCUGCAACAUGGAGCAAAGUUAGUUUUGUAUCUGACAGAGUUGAUGCAUAAUCACCAAGAUGAGUUGACUGAAGAAGAACUAGACAUAGCAGAAUUGCUUAUGAGUGCUUUAAAAUUAUGUGGCCAUAAAUGCAUCCUUCCCACUGCAGCAACAAAAUCAGACCUUAUUAAAAUGAUCAAAGAGGAACAAAAGAAAUAUGAAACUGAAGAAGAUGUGAGUAAAGCUGCCUGGCAGAAAGCAGUUCGUAAUAAUCAACAAAGUCUCUUUCAGCGUCUAGAUUCAAAAUCAAAGGAUGUAUCUAAAAUAGCUGCAGAUAUCACCCAGGCUGUAUCACUCUCCCAAGGAAUUGAGAGAAAAAAGGUCAUUCAGCAUAUCAGAGGAAUGUAUAAAGUAGAUUUGAGUGCCAGCAGGCAUUGGCAGGAACUUAUUCAACAAUUGACCCAUGAUAGAGCAGUCUGGUAUGAUCCCAUCUACUAUCCAACCUCCUGGCAGUUGGAUCCAACAGAAGGACCAAAUCGAGAGAGGAGGCGUUUACAGAGAUGUUAUUUAACUAUUCCAAAUAAGUAUCUCCUUCAGGAUAGACAAAAAUCAGAAGAUCUCAUCAAACUACCACUCUCUUACCUAUUUGAAGAUAAAACUCAUUCUUCUUUCUCUUCUACUGUAAAAGACAAAGCUGCAAGUGAAUGUAUAAGAGUGAAUCGAAGAUGUUUCAGUGUUGCACCAUCUAGAGAGACAGCUGGUGAAUUGUUACUAGGUAAAUGCGGAAUGUAUUUUGUGGAAGAUAAUGCUUCUGAUACAGUUGAAAGUUCGAGUCUUCAGGGAGAGUUGGAGCCAGCAUCGUUUUCCUGGACAUAUGAAGAAAUUAAAGAAGUUCAUAAGCGUUGGUGGCAAUUGAGAGAUAAUGCUGUAGAAAUCUUUUUAACAAAUGGCAGAACACUCCUGUUGGCAUUUGAUAACACCAAGGUUCGUGAUGAUGUCUACCACAGUAUACUAACAAAUAACCUUCCUAAUCUUCUGGAAUAUGGAAACAUCACUGCUCUGACAAACUUAUGGUACACUGGACAAGUUACCAACUUUGAAUAUUUGACUCACUUAAACAAGCACGCUGGCCGCUCCUUCAAUGACCUCAUGCAGUACCCAGUGUUCCCAUUUAUACUUGCUGACUAUGUUAACGAAACACUCGACCUCAAUGAUCCUUCCAUCUACAGAAAUCUCUCUAAGCCUAUAGCAGUGCAGUAUAAAGAAAAGGAAGAUCGUUAUGUGGACACAUACAAGUAUUUGGAAGAAGAAUACCGCAAAGGAGCCAGAGAAGACGACCCUAUGCCUCCUGUGCAGCCGUAUCACUAUGGCUCCCACUAUUCAAACAGCGGGACUGUGCUCCACUUCCUAGUCAGGAUGCCCCCUUUCACAAAGAUGUUUUUAGCCUAUCAAGAUCAAAGUUUUGACAUUCCAGAUAGAACUUUUCAUUCUACAAAUACAACUUGGCGCCUCUCAUCUUUUGAAUCUAUGACUGAUGUGAAAGAACUCAUCCCUGAGUUUUUCUAUCUACCAGAGUUCUUAGUUAACCGUGAAGGUUUUGAUUUUGGUGUGCGUCAGAAUGGUGAGCGGGUUAAUCAUGUCAACCUCCCUCCAUGGGCACGUAACGAUCCUCGUCUUUUCAUCCUCAUCCAUCGCCAAGCUCUAGAGUCUGACUACGUCUCCCAGAAUAUCUGUCAGUGGAUUGACUUGGUGUUUGGCUAUAAGCAAAAGGGGAAGGCUUCUGUUCAAGCCAUCAAUGUUUUUCAUCCUGCUACAUACUUUGGAAUGGAUGUCUCUGCAGUUGAAGAUCCUGUUCAGAGACGAGCACUGGAAACCAUGAUAAAAACAUAUGGCCAGACCCCACGUCAGUUGUUCCACACAGCACAUGCGAGCAGACCUGGAUCCAAGCUCAGCAUUGAAGGAGAGCUUCCUGCUGCUGUGGGGUUGUUAGUGCAGCUUGCUUUCAGAGAAACUCGAGAACAGGUCAAAGAAAUUACCUAUCCGAGUCCUUUGUCCUGGAUAAAAGGUUUGAAGUGGGGGGAGUAUGUAGGCUCCCCAAGUGCUCCAGUGCCAGUGGUCUGUUUCAGCCAACCCCAUGGAGAAAGAUUUGCUUCUCUUCAGGCUCUGCCCACCAGGGCCAUCUGUGGCUUGUCCCAAAAUUUCUGUCUUCUGAUGACAUACAGCAAAGAGCAAGGUGUGAGAAGCAUGAACAGUACUGACAUUCAGUGGUCAGCCAUCCUGAGCUGGGGAUAUGCUGAUAACAUUUUAAGGUUGAAGAGUAAACAAAGUGAGCCUCCAAUAACCUUUAUACAAAGUUCACAGCAGUACCAGGUGACUAGUUGUGCAUGGGUCCCUGACAGUUGCCAGCUGUUCACAGGGAGCAGAUGUGGUGUUAUCACGGCAUACUCAAACAGAUUCACCAACAGCACGCCAUCAGAGAUAGAAAUGGAGUCCCAGAUACAUCUCUAUGGGCACACAGAAGAGAUAACCAGCCUAUUUGUUUGCAAACCAUACAGUAUAAUGAUAAGUGUGAGCAGAGAUGGAACCUGCAUUAUAUGGGAUUUAAACAGGCUGUGCUACGUACAGAGUUUGGCUGGACACAAAAGCCCUGUCACAGCCGUCUCUGCCAGUGAAACUACAGGUGAUAUUGCUACUGUGUGUGACUCAGCUGGUGGAGGCAGUGACCUCAGAUUGUGGACAGUGAAUGGGGACCUCGUUGGACAUGUCCACUGCCGGGAGAUCAUUUGUUCCAUUGCUUUCUCCAACCAGCCUGAAGGAAUAUCUAUCAAUGUGAUUGCUGGGGGCUUAGAAAAUGGAGUUGUGCGAUUAUGGAGCACAUGGGACUUAAAGCCUGUGCGGGAAAUUACAUUUUCUAAAUCACAUAAACCUAUUGUAAGCCUUACAUUUUCCUGUGAUGGCCACCAUUUGUACACAGCAAACAGUGAGGGAACGGUGAUUGCCUGGUGUCGAAAAGACCAGCAGCGCUUGAAACAGCCUAUGUUCUACUCCUUCCUUAGCAGCUAUGCAGCUGGGUGAACAUGAGAGAAAUUUAACUUACAUGUUGACUCCACCAGUUUUAAAAGAUUGACCUGAAGAAAUGGAUGACUAAAUAUAUCAUCUGAAUAAUGAUAAACUCUAUUCAUCUGCACAACACUCUGGAGCCUACAAAGUCCUGAGCAAAAAGUUUUGUUCUGAUUAUUGAUGAUCUGGAGGGUUGUGUCAUUGUAUACUAACCAACAAGCUUUAAGUCUUGCAUGAUAAAGUAAAAGCUUAUGCUUAAAGUUCUUUCCCACAAAGAUAUUCCAAAGAAAAGAUUAGGGUCUCCUUUUUGUAUUAACCCAAAAGGCCAGUAGUAUUAAAAGUUGGGAUAAUUGUUUAUAUAUGAUACUCUAAAAUCAAGUUAUAUUUUAAAAGUUUUCUGACCUGAGAUAACCCCUAUCCCUACCCCACCCCCCAGAAAAGGAAAGAUAAAGAAAAGGAUAAAAAAUUCAAGACUCAAUAAUUGCUUUCUUUGAGGAGCAAAUUACUCAGUAGGUGCCUCUGCACCAAAUAUUUUAUGGAAUAUCUGAUACUAAAAAGAAACUUCUGGUAAAUCUCAAUGUUGGCAGUUUUUGCCAGUGGCCUUCUUAGCACAAAGUACAACCAGAAUUUUUUGACAGCCACAGCAUGCAGGUAUCUUUUAUUUCAGAUGCAUCCUUUUUCUUCAUAAAAAGACUUACUUAAAAUCCAUUAACACUAGAUGUUGAAUAUCCCUAGUUGAGUCACUAAGGUUUAAACAUAAUGAUAAUUCAUUUAAUACUUGCUAUUCACAGAUCAUUGAAUACUUAAUAAUUUGCAAUAAAUAGAAAGCUGCCACUAUGAAAAAAAUUUGCACAGAUAUUCAUAGUACAGUCUAGAUAAGGCAUUUACUCUAAUGUGUAGGUGGAGUUUUCAUCCCCAAAGCAGAAUUAGAAAAGGAGACAGCUUACUACGUUCCUUUAAACAGGAAGCAAGGUAAUUGUUCUAGAAAACAGUGGAUGCUCUUUCUACUAACCUAUAUCACCUGAAAAUUCCCAAAAAUUUUAGAAUAGUCUCUCUCUACCAUGAUGUCACAGCUGUAUUUUUACUUGGGGUGCUGUUUUAUUGGCUUUGAAAUCACUGUAAAAUAAGCUCAGUAAUAAUGUUACCACAAGGUAAAAAUAUGUUUUCCUGAAUAACUUGCGCAUUUCUUAUGGAAAUUAAAUUCAUAUGGUGUUUACAGAGCUACUUUUGUUAUUUCCAGACUUUCUAAAACAUUCUGCUUUAGAACUGUAUAAAAUACAAUUCCCAAGUCUCUGCUGUCCAGAUAGGAACAAGAGGAAACAAAUGGCCAUGUGCCAUUUCUAACUGACCUGCAUACAUUGGAAGAGCAUUUAACAGCCUGGAUUUAGAGCAUGGUUUGCACAAGUUGGGUACUAAUUCUGAUGUCCAAGUAAAUGCAGAGAUAAGAUUAUUCCUAUUCACGUUGAAGUGACUUGCUUUGUUUUUUAAAAAAUUGCAGCUAUUGUCUAAUUUCAUUUUUUUAACUGAGAGCUUUAAAUUUCUCCCCUAUUAGAAUAGGGAAGCUACUCAGUCCUUUUUAAAAAAAAAAAAAAAACUAAUUUCAUCAUUUAUCUAAAGAGAAAAAUAUGAAAAAUAAUUUGUCUUAUUAAGAGUGCAAUAUUAUAUUUUUAUGUAAAACAUAAAGAUAACUUUAGGGGGAUUAUUUAUUCAGCAUGAAGCCUAAUAUGUAUAUGUUUGAAAUACUUCAUAAUGUGCGUGUUGUAGCAAACAUUUCUGUAAAUUAUCACAAGCUCUGUUAUCUUUGUAUACACUGACACUUCGCUUUGGGAAUAAAUUUCAU